Messenger RNA from Amorphotheca resinae ATCC 22711, 4065 nucleotides. RefSeq lists its product as hypothetical. Gene Ontology annotation, biological process: response to starvation; autophagy. The record is from RefSeq and is a predicted model, not a curated record. Bases 297 to 3722 code for a protein of 1141 amino acids. The transcript has 2 exons. Lineage: Eukaryota; Fungi; Ascomycota; Leotiomycetes; Helotiales; Amorphothecaceae. Gene Ontology annotation, cellular component: cytoplasm.
CUUGACAGCUCUUCACCCAAGAGCAACAAACUGCCACAACAAAAAGCAACAAACCAGCCUUCUAGACAGUCUAUCGCCCUCGGGACGGAGCUGAUACGCCCUGUACAUACAGAUCGCCUAUACCUCGCACUUCCCGCGCCCUUUCCUGGCUUCUGGCUAUUCAGGAAGCCCGCGGGAGUGUCUCACCGAUCGCUAUCUGUCCUAUCGCCCACAUUGCGACACUUCAAAUCGUAGGGCAUAUUGUCCUGAAGUGCUUGCCAGAAAACAAACACCGGUAGAGCCAGAUCGCUAUUUGAAUGCCCCCUUCACUAGACCAAGACAACACCAACACGUCGAACCAUACCCCGCAGCUUAAUAAGUCGACUCAGAAGGCCUCAUCAGCUGGAGUUCAGAUCCCCACGAAAAACGGGAGAAAGAAUGGGACGGCGAAGGACAACGGUGAUUGUGGCGUUGUGGCAGCGGUGACAAAAAAUGCCUCCAAGAUGUCGAAUAACAGGUCAUCGAACCUCCCGUGUCGGUUCCAAGGGUCAGAGGUGAAGCCAGUUGCUUCUGCCUCAAAUGGAAACCCGGUGACAUCUCCUUUGCUGAACGCAUUAUCUGCGGCCCCGACUCCAUCCGCUUCUCAGAACACGACUGAAUGGGCAAAGAAUGUCCCCGCAUUUUCUAGCUCGCCGAAUAACCUGAUCCAACUUGGAGAGUCCCCCCCAACGCUGCCAUCGUCCUAUGAAGAUAGGCUUGCCCACUUCGGAUGGACUACAAGAGAGCAACGAGGAAUACCUCUCCAGAAUGGGUACUCAACGUCAACUUCUCCUCCAAAUCGCCGAAGACCCACAAGUUAUCAUUUGGACGGUAAUUACUCGCAUGGUGCUGACGAUCAUCACUCUCAAGUCUCAUCUUAUGCUGCUCGUAGAAGCUCGAUGUACUCGCAGUAUUCCCGUUACGGUCCGCAGCCCCCACUUCCGCACCAAGCCCAAGCACAUUUCUAUGGAGCACCAGAUGUCAACCUCCUGCUUUCCCACACUGCGCCUGGUCUUGUUCCUGGUGAUAAUGGAUAUUACUGUGGCUUCGAUAGCUUGCCAAUUUCUUCUCAGGACUCUCCAAAAACUGUCGAUAAUGUCGUUGUAGCUGGAUAUGAUCGUGGACUUGACGUAUAUGCUGUAAGCAGGAGAGGGUUGAAUAGGAUCGUCAGGAUCGACGGGCUCCGUGGCGGAGUGUACAAUGCAAAGAUACUCUCAUGGAAUCUCCGAGGCAGCAAUUCCCAACAUUUUCCCUUAAUAGCUGUUGUUGUCCAUGGCGCGGUCUGGACAUCUAGUGAUGCCUCGAGUGGAGAGUUCCCUGUACCUCCGUCGGAAGGAAUCUCAGCGACUCAACCUGAAAGUGUUCGAGGACCAUCGAGAGUUCACACCCCUUCAACUCACGAAAACGAUACCUCGACUGAAUAUUACCAAACUACAGUAGAGGUCUACUCAUUGAGUACCAAGGAACAUGUGGCAACGCUUCUAUCUCUACCGAAAACACACGUCACUAUCCCCACGACGAGCCCGCUAUUCAGAGCACCAGCUCCGGUUGGGUCAUUGUCUAUCCUUGCAGACAGUGGUAAUCUCGUGAUUGCGUCUGGUACGACUGGGGAGACCUGGAUGUUCCGACAAGAAGGGGCUGACACUGCCUUGCCAACGUUCAAAUGUGUCGGGAAGGUUUGGACUACCGUACAACAUGGACUUACGGUUGACUCAACCGAUCUCCAUGGACUCGCAGAUGGCGACUGGCGCCAUAGCGACCCGCCCUCCAGACGACAGCAGUACAAGGCUCCGAUCAUAUCUCUGAAUGGCCGAUGGCUAGCAUAUUGUCCAUCUACACCUUCAUCGCAGAUCUCUCUUCGGGCAGCAGUCCCUAUUGUUUCUCCUACCGCGAGAAUACCCGGCCUGAAUGGACAAGCUCCGCCUCAGCUACCACCCGUAAAUUGUUUGGUGGAGACGCCAGGCGGAGAAAGCAUGAUGAAGCAACUGGCGCAAGCAGCGACCCAAGAAGUUAUUAAAGGUGCGGCAUACCUUGGGAAACAAGGAGUGCAGGCCUGGAACAAUUACUGGAACAAAUCACCACCUCACCAACCUACUAAUGGCGGCAUGCAAUAUCAGACUCAUCAAAAUAUGGCUCAUCAAUUUCCUCCAACUCAUGGAGUACCAAACCAGGCGCCCCCAAUUAAUAAGGACCCUGGACUGAUAUCUAUCAUCGAUCUGGAUUCCCUAGUACAACACAACUCCUUCACUGGGGGGUUACCGCAUCCCUUGGCCACAUUCAAAGUCCCCCAUGGGUGUAGCUUCCUUUCUUUUGCUCCCAGUGGCCUGGCUUUGUUCACAGCAAGUAGUAAAGGUGAUGUGCAAUUUGUCUGGGAUCUGAUGCGAAUCCAGUAUUCCAAGUCCUCAUUUCUUAAAGGGGGGGGCCAAGGCAGUGAAACCCAUGGCCCCCAUGUUAGACAAAUUGCUUACUUCUCGCGAAUGACAAUCGCGAGGAUUGUGGACGUUGCCUGGACUUCUCCACAUGGUGAGCGCGCUGCAAUGGUGACGGAGCCUGGCACAGUCCAUAUCCUCGAUCUUCCAGCUAGUGCCUUUACGUGGCCACCACCCCGCCGAAAAGUUCCCAGCCGUAAGCCCGAUGAAGACACUGGUGGUUCGCCACUCUCUGCUGCUGGUGUGGCUUCAAACGCUGUCAAUUCUCUGUGGACUGCUGCUCGACCUCUGGUAAGUCGGAGGCGUCGAAGCAGUACAGGAAUUUCGGCUUUAUCAGCAGCCAGUGUAUCGUCUCAAGCAGGCCAUGGAACUCAUGCAUUGGCUGCGGGAAUCAGUAGGUCAGUCGGGGCUGCAACGGGAAGGAUGAAUGAGAUGCGAAAAUCUGGCAGCCCUAAAUUGCAUCUACCUCGAAGUGCAGUGACACCAAGUAGAGCCUGCAUUAGGCUGCUCAACGGGAAACGCAGUGACUCGGUUCUUGUUGUUGCUAGUGGAAUUGUUGGAUUGUAUACAGUCAAGAGCAGACGAGCUGAUCGGCCGGCGGAUAAGCAGAAAGCAUCUAGGGGUGCCAAGUAUGUUGAGUUCAGGCUCCCAUAUCUUCCCGACUUUAAUAUUGCUCCCGAGGAUAUCCACGAAGCCGCUCAAGGCGUCGACCUCGAAUUCAUUGAGCGGGACUUGGACCCUCUCUCAACAAGAUUUGGGCGAUCAAAACCACCAACAGCUCGACCUCAGGGUGUCGAAUCCUCAAUCCCUCAGGCAGAGAUUGAGUCUAAUGCUCCGUACCAGCCUUUCCACACUGAUCGACGGGUUUCCCUGCACGUAUACUCUCAUGAAGAGGCUCCAAUCUCAUCACCGUCCGUAUCAGCUCUGUUAUCUCCCACUGGAGCGAGGGACGACAUACCCUCGAGACUAGUUACCAAGUCCAAAAUCCCCUGGUCUUUCGGUGGUGAAAUCAAAUCUGUCAAGCUUGAUGUAGGGCCGGCUCAAGACACUGAAGAUUCGUUCUAUGCGCCGUCUGAUCAUCGUGCGCUUCCAUCAUCGGCAAUUGAGCGUAUCAUGAGAGUCACAGAUCACACCAAUGAUAUGGAUCAGAUUGUAGUCACGACCAGAUUAAGAAAGAGUGGCCGCUCAGGCAGCGGUAAUGCUGGGGAUGAUGAUGAAGAGGGUUUCUUUGAAGACGAUUGCGAGGUUUUGGACUUUGCCAGUCAGAGGGUUUGAUCUACGUUUUGUUAUUUGUUAUGCGUUGGGUUUGCUCUCUCUUCAUAUUACCCUUCUACACAGAAAGAAGUAUUGGAGUAUAGAAGGAUGGCGACUUGGUGCAUCUUGACAGUGUUCUCUCCUUUAUUAACUCAUAUGGCAAGGCCACCUAAGAGGUUCACAGCUGCGAUACUCGUGCUGUCGAGAGACAGGUAUGCUGACUGCAUACGCCGCCAUUUUGCUGGCGUUUUGGAUUGGAUGGAGCGUGGAUGGAUGGCAUUGACGAGGCGAGAUCAUUUGAGAUACCAUGAAUAGACAUAUAUACCUAAACAUACAUACAAUUUGACAGCGACAAUAAGCAGCG